GCCAGGUGAAAGAAACAUGCUCUCCGUAUUCUGAGAGGGGAAGGGAACGAACGAGCUCCGGCACGGCGGGCGGCGUUCCGGUACCACAUCGUGCUGAGACACCGAUCUGGGGCUUCCGGUGUCUCACCUUUACAACCGAAAAAUCCGGUGUACCCAUCCAACACCCAAUCUGUCCAAACCAUCUAUACUGCAAAGAUGGUCGACUCUCAGUAACUCAGGCUCACUGCCCGGUUCUACUUCGUUAUUUCUCCCUGCGACCGAAAUAGGGCCACCGCAACUUUCAACCCCGGUGCGCUUAUGUCUCGCCCUCUGGUUGUGUAGGUUCUCGGAAAUGUAUAACUGUUCUCCAACUCCAGAGCGACAUCCUCAUCCUGCUCCAAGUUGUGGACGCUCACACCAUGAUUUUGACCAUCUCUACCGUCGGGAUCUUAGCACUUGGGACUUUGUCUAUGGCUCUUUCGGUCAAGCCUUCACCACGAAAUGCUUGGUCUCAGGCUCAUAUAGGGAUAGAAGAUGGUUCGGAGACCACUGCUUCGUGUGUGAUCGACAAGCCCGUCGUGGCUCAUCAUAUGGUUGGGUAUACCUACUCGUACACACCAAGCGAUUGGGCAAGCGACAUUUAUUUGGCCGCCACCAACGGCCUAGACGGGUUCAUCCUCAACAUGGGUGCCGAUCCCUGGCAACCUGCACGCAUCUCCGAUGCUUUCUCAGCCGCAGAAGCUUUCAAUGCCAACGUCUCCUCCACCUGCGCGACACAGAGUGCUCAUACCUUCGUCGACGACAUCGACACAUUUGAUUCCAGCUCUUCAUUCGCUGCGACCGGCCCUAGAUCCACGAAUAACUGUACCGCUAAACCCUUCAAACUUGCCAUCUCAUUCGACAUGUCGUCCUUUCCUUGUGCGAAUUCCAACGACGCAUCAAACUUGCGCUCGAUCGCCACCGCGCAUUCAAAUUCUUCGGCGCAGCUACAGAUUUGUACAGCCGACGGGAAUGGAGGAAUGAGUUUGCAACCUGUGUUGAGCACGUUUGCGGGAGAGGCCUGUGGGUUUGGGCAGGCAGGGUGGCAGAGCGUGACUAGUGGGUUUUGGUUUGCGCCAGCAUUCUUUGACAUGAGUAAGGGGUGGACGGGAUGGAGUGGGGUUCAAGCGAGUUUGAACUGGAAUGGCGGGUGGCCCCAGGGUAACAACGAUAUCUCGUUCUCUAACGAUCAGACUUGGAUUUCGGAGACGAAUGGAAAGGGAUAUGUCGCCCCGGCUUCGCCUUGGUUCUAUGCGCAUUACGGUCCAGAGUCUUACAACAAGAACUUCAUAUAUCGACCAGAUGACUGGUUGUGGGCUUCGCGUUGGGAACAGCUCAUCGCGAAUAGGGAGCAGGUGGCUAUGGUCGAAGUUGUAACCUGGAAUGACUACACCGAGUCUUCUUAUAUCACUCCUUUCAAAGGCGAGCUUCCUCCCUAUAGUGAAUGGGUAACGAAGUAUGACCACCAAGGGUGGUUGAAGAUGCUCCCGUACUAUAUCCAAGCCUUCAAGACCGGAGUCUACCCGGCAAUCACCCAGGAUAAGUUUUAUCUUUGGGGACGUUUAUAUGAUAAGAAUGCGCAACCUACGGGGGACUCUGUCGCAAGACCUGCCAAUGCUGAUUGGACUUCGAACACCCUCUGGGCCGUGGUGCACCUUGCCCCCUCCCUCGCCACAAACACAUCAAUAACACUCACUUGCGGUUCAUCGACCAGUACUACGUCCUAUUCCGCCUCCGGCGUUUACAAACUAUCGCUACCUUUCAUCGAUACCUGUGAUGUCUCUGCCCAAAUCACGAGGAACCAGGGAGUGCUGUCGACAAUUACGAGGUUUACGCCGUCAGGCAUGCAUUAUAGUGCGCAGGGGCCGCAGUAUUGGGACUUCAAUGCGUUUGUGGCGAGUGCUUAG
Messenger RNA from Stereum hirsutum FP-91666 SS1, 1925 nucleotides. RefSeq names its product glycoside hydrolase. The record is from RefSeq and is a predicted model, not a curated record. Gene Ontology annotation, molecular function: glucan endo-1,3-alpha-glucosidase activity. The transcript has 9 exons. Lineage: Eukaryota; Fungi; Basidiomycota; Agaricomycetes; Russulales; Stereaceae. The coding region runs from base 399 to 1925 and encodes 508 amino acids.